Molecule: messenger RNA, 1228 nt
Organism: Melanaphis sacchari
Lineage: Eukaryota; Metazoa; Arthropoda; Insecta; Hemiptera; Aphididae
Exons: 5
Coding region: 384-1115 (243 amino acids)
Source: RefSeq, a predicted model, not a curated record
UUGCAGUAGCGUUUCGGUUUCAGUGGCGCGCGCGUACUACUACGACCACGGUUCGACAUUCGUGUGGACCGUGCGUACAACGUAGUAAUAAUAAUUAUAAGUAGUCGCAGCCCGCUAUUCGACGACGACCGAAAUCUACCUACAGAUUAUUAUUAUUUAGACUAACGAUAGCUACGAUCUAUAUAAAUACAUCACAGAUCGAAGAAUUUCGUGGUUCGCCCAUAAAACACCUGCGCGCUACAUAAAUUUUAUAAUAUUUAGGUCCAUACCUCCGCCGUCGCCGCUCCGAGUCCGACCACGAUAAACCAUCGGCAGUGUAAAGUACUUACCUGAUAAUCUGCCCACCCGCACUCACUUACAGACAGAUCGGCAGCGAUAGUGCAAUGCUAGCGUCCAAAGCCGUGGCGUGUCUGCGCACAUUUUUCGCGGUCGUCGCGUUGAUCGUCGGCCGUUGCGCCGGCAAGCCAACGUCUGUCGGAGCAGGAGUUUCGAACCACGACGGCAACGGCGAGAACCAGAAGGAUUCGCUGCCGUUCCAACUCACCAUCAUCGAAGUGUCGCCAGGCGAGACGGCCGUGCUCCAGUGUCCCAGCAACGACGAAAACCACAGGUUCCAGUUCUGGUGGAUGAAACCCGACCAGAUCAUCGGGCCUGGCACCGUGCCUAACAGCGACAAGUUCAAAUACGAAGUCCUCACCGGCACGCUUUACAUUAAGCAAGUAACAGCUCAAGAAAGCGGGAUCUACACGUGCGUUUGUAAACAUCUAGGAAACAUAUCGCUGUCGGCGAGGUCGGUACAGUUGGAAAUAAAAAAGGAAUGGAAAGACCUCUGGGAAAACGACUAUACGGUCAACAGCAUAAGAGUGGCGGCUGUCUUGAGCGUGUUGGUGCUGCUGUUGCUGUUGCUGUACCUGUUUUACCUAACGGCAUACAAAAAUAGUAACAGAACGCUACACUUCAGAGAAGAUUACUCGGACGAAGACGUGUCGAUGGACAGACAGAUGUACAGGAAAACCAACAUAAUGAAAGAAAACAUGUUUCAACACGGCAUUGACAAUCCGACGUUGGAAAAAGAAGCGACCCAAGUGAAAAAUAGCGGAGAAACGAAGGCGUAGUACGUAUAGCGGAUGCAAUAACACAGUUCGUCGGUAUGAAAAAUGUAGUUCCUCGUCGGAGAACGACUGUUCCGAUUUAUUUUCCUUCAUUUUUCUCCGUUUUUAUAUAGUGA